AUGGAGCUCUACAACACCCCGUCACGGCAGCUGGACAAGCUCAUCCAGGAGGAGCUGCAGCCGGACAGCGCCUUCCUGGACCAGCUGAACAGGGCUGUGCACACCAUCUGCGAGUUCCUGCGGGAGACGUGCUUCGCAGGGACACCUCCGCCCCAAACGCGGGUCCUGAAGAUCAUCAAGGGUGGAUCUGCAGGCAAAGGCACAGCCCUUCGAAACACCUCUGAUGCGGACCUCGUGAUAUUUCUGAGCUGCUUCGAGAACUAUAAAGACCAGGAGAAAAACCGGGCUGAGAUCAUCCGUGAGAUCCAGAGGAGGCUGCUGCAGUGCCAGCAGCAGGAGGACUUCGAGGUGGAGUUUGAAGUGAAUCAUUGGCCAAAUCCCCGCGUGCUGAGCUUCCAGCUGAGAUCCAGGAGCCUGCCCCAGUCUGUCGACUUCGACGUGCUGCCGGCCUACGACGCGCUCCACCACCUUGUCCAGGGCUACAGGGCUGACCCCAAGGUCUACAUCCAGCUUUUCAAGCAGUGCACGCGGGGAGGGGAGUUCUCCACCUGCUUCACAGAGCUGCAGCGGAACUUCAUCAUUGGCCGCCCCACCAAGGUGAAGAGUCUGAUCCGCCUGGUGAAGCACUGGUACAAGAAGGGGGUUCUGCGCUCUGGUGAGACCCUACCACCACAGUACGCCCUGGAGCUGCUGGCGAUCCACGCCUGGGAGCACGGCAGUGGGGACACCAAGUUCAGCAUGGCCGAGGCCUUCCGCACCGUGCUGGAGCUGCUCCAGUGCUACAGGCAUCUCUGCAUCUACUGGACUGUCAACUAUGACUUCGAGGACAUGGAGCUGAGCUACUACCUCUCAAGACAGCUGAGCAAAAGCAGGCCUGUGAUCCUCGACCCGGCCGACCCGACCAAUGUGGUGGGUGCGGGGAGCCGCUGGGACCUGGUGGCUGAGGAGGCUGAAAUUUGCUGCAUGCAGCAGUGCUGCUUGUACGGCGACGGAAGGCCUGUGCAGCCCUGGGAUGUGCCG
Nothoprocta perdicaria is the source of this 1020-nucleotide messenger RNA. RefSeq names its product 2'-5'-oligoadenylate synthase 3-like. Gene Ontology annotation, cellular component: membrane; cytosol; nucleoplasm. The transcript has 5 exons. The record is from RefSeq and is a predicted model, not a curated record. Lineage: Eukaryota; Metazoa; Chordata; Aves; Tinamiformes; Tinamidae. Gene Ontology annotation, biological process: regulation of ribonuclease activity; defense response to virus; negative regulation of viral genome replication. Gene Ontology annotation, molecular function: double-stranded RNA binding; 2'-5'-oligoadenylate synthetase activity. The annotation marks the transcript as partial.